AAAAGGAGAGCGUAUCAAUUCGAAUCAAACCCGCGAUGUACCGUUGCGUGGCCUUGAACCGAACCUACCUAGGCCCACCCAUUCACGCCUCGCCGCCGUCAGCCGCCGCGGCGACGCCUCCCUCUCCCAAGCUCCGCCGCCGCCGAGAGAGUCGGAACCACUACCCGCCGCGCCUCUCUCUCUCUCUCCGCCAUGGCCGUCUUCCUCCCCUCCGCCUCCCGCAUCUCCACCGUCCGUUUCAAUCUCCCUCCUCGCUCCCCUGCCCAUGUCCGCAGACGACUGCUCCCGUUCGGGUGCCUCGGCUCGAGCCUCCCGUUCCCGGCCCACGACGCCAAGUAUCACCGGGAGCUCGAGGCCGCCAUUGACGUUGUGGAGCGAGCUUGCCGUCUCUGUGUUGACGUGAAGAAAGCCUUGCUUUCGAGUGAUGGUGGGAUUCUCGAGAAGACCGACCAGACUCCCGUCACUGUUGCGGACUUCGGCGUGCAAGCUCUUGUCAGUUUGGAGCUGGGAAACUUGUUUCCUUCCAUUCCUUUAGUGGCAGAAGAGGACUCUGCUUCCAUACGUUCUACUGAUUUGGUGGGUUACAUUGUGGAUGCUGUCACCGAUAAAGCGAGCUCUGAAGAUCAUCCUUUGACAACGAAUGCUGUUUUAGAGGCUAUUGACCGAGGAGGAGAGAAUGAAUUUUCUAUUGGAGCGCAGCCAGCCUCGUAUUGGGUUCUGGAUCCAAUUGAUGGGACACGAGGAUUUCUAAAAGGAAGUGAGUCCUUGUAUGUGGUAGGAUUGGCACUUGUAGUUGGUGGGGAAGUUGUAUUAGGUGCAAUGGGAUGCCCUAAUUGGCAGCAAGAUCUAUCCAAUGUAACCAACGAUAGGCUACAGGAGUAUGAGAUCAGCAAUGCCAGACCUGGAAUCAUCAUGGUGUCUCACGUUGGCUGUGGAACAUGGACCAAAAGGUUACCACCGCUGCUCAGUAACACGAGUGCAAAGGAAGCCUAUUGGACGAGGUGCUUUGUUGAUGGGUUGUCUGCAGUUCAUGAAGCACGUUUUUGCAUUCCAGAGAGUCAAACAUGGGAGAAACUUCCCCUGUCUACUUCAUUCAAAGCAACAAAGGAAACUGAUACUCCUAGAGAAGGGGAAGUUGUUCUACUGCCAACAUGUUGUGGAAGUUUAUGCAAGUAUAUGAUGGUUGCUUCAGGAAGGGCAUCUGUUUUCAUUCUUCGAGAAAGAACACGAACCUCAAGCAAGGCUUGGGACCAUGCUGUCGGCAUGAUAUGCGUGCAUGAAGCUGGAGGAAAGGUGACCGAUUGGGAAGGAAGUCAAAUUGAUCUGGCAGCAGAUGCCACUGAACGGAGAAUCGUAUUCCCUAAAGGUGGCAUUAUUGUGUCUAACGGAAAAUUGCACAAGAAGAUUUUGGACAUGACUUCUUCUGGUUCCUCGUCUCUUUUAUAGGAUGCUAAAGAUUUUGGAUUUCGCGAUUGCAAGUACGUGAUGGCUUAUCCUGCAUAUGGUGGUAGCUUACUAGCCAAAGAGUUUUGAAUCAGUUUGGAAUAUCAGCUCAGUGAUAUCUCCACCAGUAAGUAGACAAUUAAUCAGUAAUAAUUGCUCACAUCAACUGACAUUUUCUUGUGGUUCUGGCUAUGCAGAAAAGCAAUUAAAAACCAUUGCACAUUUGUUCUAUUGAAUGUAGUACGUACGCUACUUGUCAAAAGCUGCUAUUGAAGCUUCAAGCAAGUGCUCUUUUGAAGUUCCUAUCUUUGGUAAAAGCUUCUGAACGUUUGCAGAAAAGAGGGUGCACAAGGGCUUUCAAGGAAGUCCAAAGAACCAUCUGUGCGAUAAGAUAACUCGAGAAGUCGCAGUUACAUGCAUUAAUCACAAGCUGUGUUGAUCAUCCUUCGGUCCUGCUCACACAUCGACCGUGUAAGAUAGAUGAAAUUAGGGUACAUUCCCUAGGCACGAACAACUCGAUUAUCUGUACUUUACUUCAGUGAAAAUUAGGUAGAGAGAGAAACUCUGCAGUAAUUUCUGUCCUAAAACUCUGUUGUACCAGAAUUUUGUUGCACGACAAUCAUUUUCCUCUUGAAUUUUCACCCUACAUUCUACAUGAUCUCUAA
Messenger RNA from Syzygium oleosum, 2108 nucleotides. Its product is annotated as putative PAP-specific phosphatase, mitochondrial. The record is from RefSeq and is a predicted model, not a curated record. Gene Ontology annotation, molecular function: 3'(2'),5'-bisphosphate nucleotidase activity. The coding region runs from base 193 to 1446 and encodes 417 amino acids. The transcript is spliced from 10 exons. Lineage: Eukaryota; Viridiplantae; Streptophyta; Magnoliopsida; Myrtales; Myrtaceae. Gene Ontology annotation, biological process: sulfate assimilation.